This is a messenger RNA of Lineus longissimus, 2734 nucleotides long. RefSeq names its product tetratricopeptide repeat protein 8-like. Gene Ontology annotation, biological process: non-motile cilium assembly. Gene Ontology annotation, cellular component: non-motile cilium; BBSome; ciliary basal body. The coding region runs from base 76 to 1575 and encodes 499 amino acids. The record is from RefSeq and is a predicted model, not a curated record. Gene Ontology annotation, molecular function: protein binding. The transcript is spliced from 12 exons. NCBI's taxonomy places the organism in Eukaryota, Metazoa, Nemertea, Pilidiophora, Heteronemertea, Lineidae.
AAUACUUUCAGCUGGAAACAAUCAACAAAGUUCUGUCAAAGAAGUUCUUUCGAAGAUCCGUGUUAAGUCCCCAAUAUGGACCCGUUAUUUCUUGCAUAUAGCUUCUAUAGACGACGCAAAGUUGAACAAUGUGUCAAUUUAUGUUCUCAAAUGCUUGAAAAAAACCCUUAUGACCAGGCUGCAUGGGCCCUGAAAACGCGGGCGCUGACUGAACAGGUUUAUGUUGAUGAGGUCGAUGUGGAUGAGGAGGGUAUAGCCGAGAUGGCCAUGGAUGACAACUCAAUAGCUCAGGUGGCACGGCCCGGUACCUCGUUGAAGGUACCUGGUACUGGACAAGGUGGACCAAGUCAGGGGGUCAGACCAACAUCUCAAUCCGGACGUCCGUUGUCUGGCUUUGUGCGGCCAGGUACACAAUCCAAUAGACCUGGUACCAUGGAGCAGGCCAUCCGGACCCCAAGGACUGCCCAUACAGCGAGACCAGUCACCAGUGCAUCUGGGAGGCAUGUGAGACUUGGAACUGCAUCCAUGUUGUCUAACCCAGACGGACCUUUCAUCAACCUGUCUCGGCUGAACUUCUCCAAGUACGCGUCCCGCCAGAACCUGGCCAAGGCUCUGUUUGAGUACAUCUUUCAUCAUGAAAAUGACGUCAGGAACGCCCUGGAAUUGGCCGCCUUGGCGACCGAGGCCUCACAGUUCAAGGACUGGUGGUGGAAAGUACAGCUGGGGAAAUGUUACUACAGACUUGGCCUCUACCGUGAUGCAGAGCGGCAGUUCAGAUCAGGUUUGAAACAACAGGACAUUGUCGAUACGUACCUAUACCUGGCUAAAGUUUACGUGCGCCUAGAUCAGCCCCUGACAGCUAUUGAGGUGUACACUCAGGGGCUGGAGAAGUUUCCUGGGGAGACGGCCCUACUGACUGGCAUUGCUAGAAUACACGAGGGUAUGAAUGACAUGACGGACGCUGUCAAAUUCUAUAAGGAUGUACUGCACUAUGACAGUAUGCAUGUGGAGGCUAUAGCCUGUAUAGGAACACAUCACUUUUAUACUGACCAGCCAGAGAUAGCUCUCAAGUUCUAUAGGCGGCUGCUUCAAAUGGGUGUCUACAACACACAACUUUUCAACAACCUGGGCCUGUGUUGUUUCUAUGCCCAGCAAUACGACAUGACCCUGACGUGCUUCGAGAGAGCUUUAUCCUUGGCUACAGAUGAAACGACAGCAGACGUUUGGUAUAAUAUUGGACACGUAGCUCUGGGUGUGGGCGACAUGAAUCUUGCCUACCAAGCGUUCAGGAUGGCACUGUCUGCUAACAAUGAUCACGCAGAGGCCUACAACAAUCUGGGCGUCCUUGAGAUGAAAAAAGGAAGGUUGGAAAUGGCUCGUGCAUUCUUCCAAGCGUCUGCUAGUCUCUCCUCCAUGAUGUUCGAACCUCAUUACAACUUCGGAGCCAUGUGCGACAAGCUUGGUGAUUUCCAAAGCAGUUACAAUGCCAUCCAAAGAUCGCUGGACUCAUUCAGUGACCAUGCUGAUUCGAAAGAGCUGCUGCAACAAUUGGAAAAACACUUCUCUCUGCUGUGAUCCCGAAAAAUGGUCAACAACACUCCGUCCUUGAAACACUUCUUGAAGAAAAACAUGAGCAAUACAGAUAACCUUGUGAUCAAAUGGAGGCAUCUUCAAGAAAUAUUUGCGUUACUUUGCUUAAUUUGUGGUUAUUCAUUGUAAAAGAAAUAGAUCUGGACUCUGAUUUUUUAGCAAAAUCAGUUUGCUCCCCAUUUGUCUGAUUGUUAAGAAAGUAGACGUAACAUCUCAUACUUGAUUGGUGUAGAUACCGAUCUUUUGAUAUGCCCUUGCUAAACAUUGCCGUUCAUGCACAUGAAGAAUUGCCAUUCAUCCUAAAUUGGUCUUUUAAGAGAUUAACAUUCAUUCACUCUAAUGAGCGACACAGAAAUUAUCUAGAUAUGAAGAGUCUUUCAUUGCAAAACACGAUGUGUGCCAUAUCCAAAAUUUUGCCGUUAAAUAUACCACAGCAUUGCCUGAUGACUGAUCUGUCCUCCUAAUUUCACACCGUUCAGGCCAACAGUAAAACUUUUAUGAUCAGAAAAUUCAAAUAUUUAUCAAUGCAUUUUCAGUUUAUUCCAAACUUUCUCAACAUAGCAAAAAUGGAUAGGUAAAGUUUGUUUAUCAAAGUGUCACCCCUAAUGAAAGGGCCAGCCAGCUUUUGGCUUAUGAGACACUUAUACUUCCAAGCUCCUAUCUCUAAUGCCAGGCGCCUGGUGAGAAGGCAGUUUGUACCCUUUAUGUAACUAGCUGGCGGCUAACCAUCCGGCCGCAUCAGAAAGAGGUUACAGCGGGCCUUGAACCUUCCAUUCACGAGGUGCACGCCUUAACCGCUAGGCCAUCGAGAUCAGUAAAUGGAUAUAUCGCGUUUCAGGAUGAAACUCUUCACGUGUUACCUCUUGAUAGACAUUUUGUUAAGUAUCAUUUACAACUUCAUCCGUCCUCUUACACCAGAUGCGGACGUACAAAUACCACCAGAAAUGUUAUCUUAUACCGUCCGCCCAUCUGAUGUUCCUGUACUGCUAAAACAUUUCUACAACAUUGUACUUAAAGUUCAUGUACACUUUUUGAAAUGCAUUACUGCUCUCCACCACAGUGUCUAACUGUCAUUAUGCACAGGAAAGUGAUUCUGUUAGUUCAUGUUAUAUGUAAAUAUAUGUAACGAUAUAUAAAUAUAGAC